AUGGAUAAUUCUGGCAUUCUCACAAUAAGUAGUGCUGGUGAACUUAUUAUAACAAGCAACAGAUCAGAUCCUAUCGAGCUGUAUGCAGGCAGAAAUGGCACAAAUAUAGCAGCCACGCUGUUGAAUUUGGGGAAUUUUGUACUGAGAGAGAUGAAUAUAAAUGGUUCCGAGGACAGGAUUCUGCGGGAAAGCUUUGAUUAUCCAACUGAUACCCUUAUUCCAGGGAUGAAAUUAGGUUUUAAUAACUUGAAAGACUAUACUAAUCAGAACUGGAGAUUGAAUGUCAAGGAAUUUGAGAAUAUAGUCCCUAAACCCGAUGUUGAAAAUCUCAAUUACAAUUUUACCAAUGUUUCAAAUGGUGUGGAGGAUUACUUCAGCUACUUCCUUAUAAUAGACCCCAAGUGGACACCUGAACGUCGAAAAACUAUUUCUGGAUGGCAGAUGACAUAUGUUAAGAAUUUGGGUGUGGCCCGAAUUCUUUGUUUGAAGUAUUGA
Messenger RNA from Fraxinus pennsylvanica, 495 nucleotides. The record is from the annotation of a GenBank genome assembly. Lineage: Eukaryota; Viridiplantae; Streptophyta; Magnoliopsida; Lamiales; Oleaceae.